This is a messenger RNA of Saprolegnia diclina VS20, 1867 nucleotides long. RefSeq lists its product as hypothetical. Lineage: Eukaryota; Oomycota; Saprolegniomycetes; Saprolegniales; Saprolegniaceae. Gene Ontology annotation, molecular function: calcium ion binding. The transcript is spliced from 3 exons. The coding region runs from base 63 to 1823 and encodes 586 amino acids. The record is from RefSeq and is a predicted model, not a curated record.
GCUUGGCCGAAAUAGCCAGGCAGCGCGUCGUCGGUGGUUGGAGUACUUCCCAUCCGGCUCGGAUGGAGCAAGCCAAGUCGCUCCGCCCGACGACGUUAGCGCCGCUCGCGGUCGCUCUUCCGGAGAAAGGCCACGUUGGCCUCCCGGACGAGCAGCCGCGAUUGCGCCGGCCGCCCAAACCCCGGGCGGACCCUCCACCGGCGACAACGUACUUUCGCUGGAACCUCGACCAAGUCGAAGAGAAGUUGCGGGCGAAAAUUCAGGAGCGUACCGAGCUCCGUGGCAACUUUAUCUACCAGCAAGCCUUCCGCCUCCUCGAGAAGAACCGAGGCCACGGCAUUGACUUGACGUCGUUCAAAGAUACGAUGGUCAACAAGCUCGGGCUCACGCUCAUCGACGCCGAGUUUGAGCACCUCUUUGCCAAGUACGAUACGGACAAGAACGGCCGCAUCGACAUUUACGAGUUCAUUCACCACGUGUUGCCCCACGACUAUGGCGAGCGCACGUCGUGGAUCGAGCUCAGCGACGAGCGCAUGGCGGCCGAGCGACGUCGUGCGAACGAACAAGACCGCGCGAGCUACCUCGCCGGUCGGUUCCUCUCCAACCACGACGCGAACGAGCGUCGACCGGCGUGGACGUUGCACGAGAUGCGCCUCCAGAUUUACAAAAAGCUGCACGAAAAAACCCCAAAAGGCGUCGACCAGACGCGACAGGCAUUCCAGUUGUUGCAGCGCGGCACGAAUGCGGCCGUCACACUUGUCGACCUUCGACAGACGAUCAAAGAUGUUUUGUGCAUCGCACUCACCGAGGCCCAGAUGCACGAACUCUUGAAGCCCUUCAACCGCGGUGGCAUCGUCGACGUGCGUGGGUUUGUACAGUCGGUCAUGAAGACCGACUGCCCCCACGACAGCAAUGUGCCGAAUGGCUUGUUCACGGAGCAGUCUCCAGAGAAGGAGCCGCUCUCAGGUCGCCGCCAUGUCGACCCAAAGAAGCAGCGAGCAAAAACGAGCGACUCUUUUCUCGUGUCGAGCAAGCGUGUGCAGGGAUACAACAAGGCCAAAGGCAUUGCACCGAAACCGUACCCCCGCCACCGCCACCGCCACAACAGCAACGAAAACAGCAGCCACCUCAAAGCGACCAAGACGACGGUGCAGUUCACGCUCUCGCCCGACAAGAUACCCAUGGCGCGUCCAGGCUCGGCCGCGCCGCGCCAGAGCCUCGCGGACCUCGCGACGCCGGACCGGCGCGAAUUUCACUUUCGCCCGCCCACCGCCGCAGUGAAAACAAUGGACUUUGUGACACCGGCCGCCGCCAAGCUCUCGCCGGCCAAGGUCGAGGCGAGCAGUAGCAGUAGCAACCUGCUGCAGCGUCGGCCGAAAUCGUCGGGUCGCAACCACCUCGUGAGUCCCUUCUCGCCCAUCAAGCGCCCCGAGUCGCCCAAGGUGAAUGCAUUCCAGCGCCUGCCGAUUCCGCCGCGGCCGGCGACGCCUCUAGCGACAGACGCCAGUCGCGUAGCUACACUGGGUGGUGACGAUGCUGCGCUGGAGGAUGCCAAGUCGACCAGCGAAGCUAGCGUCGACGGCGUCGACGAGGGCGAUGCGACGGUGGAGACCGGACUGACGACACUCUCGGUCACCGAUGACGUGACGCCAACGACGCCGCGAAGACGGCCGACGACCCCGCGCCAACCGCUAUUCGAAGAGUUCGAGCCGUUGGCGCCGCCGCGCAUCUCGCAGGUCCACCAGCGGCAGCAGACGGCGACCGCGUACAAGUCGAUGAAACCCAACUUUCGUAUCUCCGAAAGUACAUUUUGCUGCCGCUAACCCCCGAUGGAUGUGAAUUCACUGUGCUUUGUCAACGUUGUCGA